Messenger RNA from Sinocyclocheilus rhinocerous, 3924 nucleotides. RefSeq names its product sal-like protein 4. Gene Ontology annotation, biological process: regulation of transcription by RNA polymerase II. The record is from RefSeq and is a predicted model, not a curated record. Gene Ontology annotation, cellular component: nucleus. Lineage: Eukaryota; Metazoa; Chordata; Actinopteri; Cypriniformes; Cyprinidae. Gene Ontology annotation, molecular function: RNA polymerase II cis-regulatory region sequence-specific DNA binding; DNA-binding transcription factor activity, RNA polymerase II-specific.
UUCUACUCGAGGGGCUAAUUUCUCCCAACCUGGAGAAUUUCUAAAGGAGAGGGACUAAAUAGUCUUACUAUUCGCCCCUGAUGGUUGUACGUUACCAUGUCGCGGCGCAAGCAAUCCAAACCACAGCAUAUCAAUUCAGACGAGCCCGCUUCGACAGAAAAUGGGAUCUUGCACAACAGUCAAGGUGAGGAGGAUGGCAAUGAGGCUAAGAGACGACGAUCAGAGGAGACGAGGGUUUGCGACAAAUGUUGCGCGGAGUUCUUCGAUGAGGCAGAGUUUCUCGAACAUGAGAGAAAUUGCACUAAGAGUCAGCAGGUGGUGAUCAUGAAAGAUGGCGAUGGGAAUGAAGUGCCCUCCGAGUUCUCCCAGCAUUCUCCGGGUGAGUUCCUGGGUGAUAAUGGGGAUCAGUCAACCAGUAAUUCCCAUUCAAAGCACAGUGCAGAUUCUGAGGAGAUGGAAGGAGAGCUCAUGCUGAACCAGAAUGACCCCUCAAAUCAAGAUCAAGAUGUGUCUGGUAGUUCAGAUGUGGGGUACAUGAUAUCUUCCAAAUUGCAAGACUCUAAUGUGACUCUUGAGUCCAUGGCUGCUACUAAAGUUGCUGUAACGCAACACUCAUCCAGUUCGUCCAAUCAGAAGUCUCCACAACCACACCAAGAUGCCCUUCUUGCAAUCCCAAUGAUCCUGGAACAGCUGGUCGGUCUCCAGCAGCAGCAACUGCAGCAGAUCCAACUAACUGAGCAGAUACGCCUCCAAGUGGCCAUGAUGACACCUCAGAGCUUCCACUCCGCACUGGGUGCCGCUGUGGAUCCACUGAAAGCACUGGGUGCGCAUCUAUCACAGCAGCUUUCGGCCGCAGCUGCCCUCAUUGGCAAACGGCCGGGCUCCCAGAACUUGUCCUUGGAAGCCUUAAAACAAGCAAAGCUACCUCAAUCAGCCACCAUCCCCACAUCCCUCGCUGGAGGUUUGGGCUCAGUGCCCUUAAAAGCAGACUUGAAAGGACUCCCCGAUUUAGCUAGUCGACUUCCAGCGCUCCUUCCUCAAUCUCCAGGGGUCAUGGGAUUGCAGAGUCCCUUUAAUACCCUUGCAGCAAGCAUGGAUCCCUCUAAAAAGGCAAAAAAUAAGAUCCCUGCUGUGUCUGAGUCUAAAAAUGGCUCUGGUGAACAUAUGCUCAAGCACAAAUGCAAGUUCUGUGGGAAGACAUUUGGAAAUGACAGCGCUCUCCAAAUCCACUUGCGCUCACACACUGGCGAAUCUCCUUCAGGGUCUGGAGAAAUGGAUUACAAGAACGGCUGCAGUCCGGCUGUGUCAGAUUCCAUGUCCUUUCACUCUUCGUCCCCUAUAGAUGGUCCCCUGAGUAAUGGACAGUCAAAAUCACCAGAAUCCACAAACCCAGACGAUGUACUCCAAUCCAGACCAGACUCUGAUGCACCUCAAGAUUUUAGCGAAAACAGUGGAGCACUGGACUUGACGUCAAGUUUUACCCCGAAACCAAUCAAAGAGGAGCCAGGCCUGUCCUUCUCCAGUGGCGAAUAUGGUUCUAGUCAGUUACCAUUCAUGAGGGUGCCUCCAAGUCUGGUCAAACUGGAGAUGCAGAUUCCUCCUGAGACACCCAUGGGUGCUCACGGCCUGUACAGCUCCCAGCUGCCCCAAGGAGCUGCCACUUCUCCUGCUACUUCUAGUGCUCCUCGUCGCUCCACCAAGCAACAUCUCUGCAACUCCUGUGGGAAGAACUUUUCAUCUGCCAGCGCCCUGCAAAUCCAUGAACGUACACACACGGGCGAGAAGCCGUUCGGUUGCACAAUUUGUGGCAGGGCUUUCACAACAAAAGGAAACCUUAAGGUGCAUGUUGGGACCCACAUGUGGAAUAACACAGCAAGGCGAGGUCAACGGCUCUCGUUGGAUAACCCAAUGGCUUUGAUGGCCAUGGGCGCCGAGUCCCAGAUGAAACCAGACCUGCUGCCGCUCCCAAAGGAUUUGAUUCCCCCGCCGAUUAAUUUCGACCCGUCGAUGUGGAACCAGUACGCCGCUGCCUUCACAAACGGGCUGACCAUGAAGACCAAUGAGAUUUCGGUCAUCCAAAAUGGCGGCAUCCCUCUCACAGGAAGUCUCGCUGGAGGACCUUUAUUGGGUUCUACUGGGGGAAUAACCAAGAUGGAGACCUCUCAGAUGGGCAUCCCUGGCACAAUGGCAGAAAUGGAAAAGAACGGUUCUGACAGCAUAGCAAAGUUUCCACAUUUUAUGGAGGAGGGUAAAGUGAGUUAGACUGUAAAAGGACUACAGAUGUUCCCAAUCAACGGUCUGCAUUGUGCUAAUGAGCCUGCUGAAAUGUUAGGAACUGGGCUAUUUAUUAGUUGGUACAAUCAAUUCAUACAUGUAACGUUGCAAAUUUACAUACCCUUGUUAAAUUAGCCUAUACCCUAAAAUGGGCCAUGCCUUCCUUAUUGGACCCUUACAUGCUAUCGAUUUCUUUAGUUGAAUCUGAUCUAACUACUGUAGUUUUUUUUUUUUUCUUUUCUUCUCCUUUCUCUCUCUAAUAUAUGCGGGUAUUUUGUCAGUUUUAUUUCUAGAAGUUGAAUGUAAGUCUUACUUGAAAUAGCUUUAUUCCAGAGCAGUCUCAUUAGUGAUCGUUACAUUGGGCUCAGCUCUUUGACCCUCAGGAUGAUCUCAGCCACAGGUGACCAGAGAUCUCAAUGUUUUAACCAUCAACAUCUUGUUCAUCUCUGCUUGACUACUCAUGGUCCUGUUGUUAGUUGUUCGAAUAAACUUUUAUUAGUCAAAAAUAAUAUCCAUGGCAUAGAUGUCAUACAACAAAGGUGUUUGUGGAAUACGUGCCUAGAUAAAUUGACCGUUCCACACAAUCUACUGAAGAUUACAGUUUAAUUGAUGGACUUAAUGAGUAGUUGUAGUAUAGGUUUGUUUUGAAACUGGAUUUCACUAAGUUAUUAUUUUUUUUUUUUUGACUCUAUAUAGUUUCUAUUUUGCGCUUAAUACCAAAAAUGAUUUUGCUAAGUGCCUGUCUUGGAGUGCUUUUCUCGCUCCUCUGUAUUUUCCUCACCCCUCGCCCUCACAAAAGACACCACAGGAUUGUAAUAAAGGCCUUUCUUUUAUUUAGACCACAAUAUGCUAUAUUUUUUGCAUUUAGCUAUAGCUUUUUCAAGAAGUCAUUAAUUGUUCUUUUUUUGAAAGUGAUUUAAUUUUGUCGUUUUCUUGCUUUCAGUGAUCUUUAUCAAAUAUUAGAUUGAGUCGCUUUCAUUUGAGACCUUUUUAAUAGGAGGUCAAAAGGCCGGUAUAAUAUUGAAAUGCCUAAUCAUUCCUUGCACUUUAUUUUUCCUCAUUCUACUAAGAUCUGAUAUAAACCAGGCGUAUGCCAUUUAUUCUAUGAACGUUUGUUUCUUGGGCUCGUCAUUUAGAGCUCAUUUGCUUGCUUGCUGCUGUUUUAGGACCCAGAGAGUUUUAGAAUUCUGUAAAUUUGCCAUUUACCAUGCAUUUUAUACUUGUGAGCUAAGCAGGCAUGCAUAUCUUGUCCCAAAACAUCAGCAGUCAUUCUUAUUCUGGGAAAAAGUCAUUGUUUGCUACCCAAUUAUGUAUUGUGGGGAAAUGUUUUUGAGAUCGUAGCCAUGCAUUCUUGAGUUAAAGGAAUGAACGUGUGUAUGCACGCAGAGUAUCUAAACCGUAAAGACUUUACGCUGGUCAAAUUUCUACCUCAUUUAGAAUAUAUUUUUUUUUUGUUUUUUUUUUUGCAUUGUGUUUGGAGUUAUGGUUGCCUUUUGCCCCCGUAACCUGCUGAUUUCUGUAAUAUAAUGAAUGUAUCGCCAGACACUUUGCACAACACUUGUUCAAAAUAGGCAGACUCCUCCUGUACAUUCUCUUUCUAAUAUGCAUUUACCAAGUUGUGCCUUUUUUCUAGAUGUAAAAAAAAAAAAA